AGGCCCAAUAAAAAGAAAUAUUUUUCCUUAUUACAGACGAAUCUCUCAAAACCUCCAGUGACUCUGAGAGGGUAUCAAUCAAGAGCUCCGGUGCUACAUUCUUCGGCGACGAAUCGACGAUCUUCAAGUGUGCCUGAAAGUGAAACAAACAAUGACAGAGAGAGAGUAAGAGGUCGUAGCACAGGAGAAGAUAGGAUAAGUUUGUUACCGGAUCAUUUGCUGUGUCAGAUACUCUCACAUCUUCCUACAAAGAUUGCUGUUAGGACUAGUGUUUUGUCCAAGAGAUGGAAAAGUGUCUGGCUUUCGUAUCCUAUGUUGGAUUUGAAGAUUUCAGAUUUCCGUUCGUUACCAUGAUUUUGUGAGCUUUAUGAACAGGUUCUUAGACUACUCUAAGGAACUAUGCAUACAGAAGUCAAAACUUUCGUUUGUGAUAAAUCACCGUGAUCCAUCUUACAUGACGCGGUGGAUCCACAAUGCGAUUAUGCGUAAAGUUCAACACUUGGAUCGAGAAGUUUCGCAAUAAGCAAUUUGAGUUCAUCUGCCAAGGUAGAUAUUGAUGUCAAUUAUGAUGUUUUUUACAAUCAUUCUGCUGGAAAUGUCUCCUCAAAGAGAAGCGCAGUGAGAAAAUUCCUCAUCGGUCUCCCAAACGUAAGGGAUAUGACUAUAAGUGGAAAAACUUUGAAGAUUAAUUUGUCUCUACUUGAACCAAGAACUGCUGCCCCAGUUUCCUCAAAUCCUUGGUUUUGGAGCUGAUGGAAUACAAGAAUGAACAAAUGAUGCUCUCAUCAUCAGUUCCAGAAUGUUUAAUAUCGUCCAUGGAAUAUGUCGAGAUGAAAAUACCAAUAAACCAAGCUGGAGCGGAAUUGAAACUAGUAAAGUAUUUCCUCGAGAAUUCGGCAGUGCUCAAGAAGUUUAUGCUGCGAUUGGGUUGUAGCGAAAUGGACGAAGAGUCUGUCAUCUUCAUGGACCUGUUGAAAUUUAGGAGAUACUCUACUUCUUGUGAAGUAGUUGUUGAAAGUGUAGAAGCUUAUCCAACUAUGAUACACAGGUUUUUGUAACACUUCAGUUUGCAGUUUCCCUUUUAGUAUAGUCUGGUAUUGUGAUUUUAUGUAUAUUCUUACCCGAACCGGUUAAUUUUUUAUUCUUUACGUAUUUACGUUUCAUUUUUUAUUUUUCACAAAUCCUCUUCAGUUAACUACCAUCUCUUCAGUUAACUACCAUCUCUAGUUUAGAUUUUUAUAUUAUCUUUCCAUCUAAAGCCAUUUAAAAGAAGGGUUUCUUAAGCAGAGAGAAUCUAAAGGCUCUUUGAAGCGAAUCUGUGGGGGCGGCGAUAUUCGCCGCUAUUGGUUUCUUCGGCAGCGAAGAAUUGUUGAUAACUUGUCUUGAAUGUUUUUCCCAAAAGAGAAAUCAAAUGAGCAACCGUGGAGAUAGGAUAAGCAGCCUACCUGAUGAUUUGCUAUGUCAGAUACUCUCUAAUCUUCCUACAAAGAAUGUUGUUUCUACUAGCAUUUUGUCCACCAGAUGGAGAAAUCUCUGGCUUUCGAACCCUCUCUUUGAUAUAGACAUUGAUGAUUUUGAUGAUUUCAACGAUUUUGUCAGUUUCGCCUCUGGAUUUCUAGAUUUCCAUAAGGACUCAUGCUUACACAAGUUCAAGAUUUUUGGUAAGAGGAAAGAUGUUAGUAUGUGUACAAUCAUGUGGUGGCUCCAUAAUGCAGUUAAGCGUAAAAUCCGACAUCUUGAUGUCGAGUGUUAUUUGGAACAGACGAUUGAUAUGGUGCCUCUAAGCCUUUACUUAAGUGAGACUUUGGUUUCAUUGAGAGUUAAGUGUUUGGUUCUGGUUUGUUUCGAGUUUGUGUCUUUGCCUAAUCUCAAGGUGAUGCAUCUAGAAGAGAUUAUAUACAGUGAUGGUGAUGAUGAUGAUGAUGAUACUCUGGAGAAUUUUAUCUCAUCUUGCCCGGUUCUUGAAGAUUUAACCGUUGUUAGGAUUGUAGAUGAAACCGACGUUAAGGUUUUACGGGUGCGCUCUCAGUCACUAAACAGUCUCAAAAUCGUUGUUGAUUGUACCAAGGAGUGGUGCAUAGGUGCUAAUGGCGAUUGGAAGGUUUUCAUUGAUGCUCCUAGACUCGCUUAUCUGAGUCUUACAGAUACUUAUUCAGUGAGUUUUGAAAUAAGUAAUUUGGGUUCAUCCGCAGAGGUAGAUAUUGAUGUCAGUUUCAAGGUGAACAAAAUUUGGGAUCUAGAUGACUCGUUCGAUAGAAGCAACGUCUGUAUAUUACUCACCGGACUCGCAAGCGUAAGGGACAUGACUAUAAGGGAAACAACUUUGAAGAUCAUGUGUCACUAUCUGAAGCACGAACCGAUGCCUCAGUUUCAUAACAUGACGCGGUUACAGGUGGAUUUCUAUAUUUCUGAUUUGGAAAUGUUGCCAGGCAUUCUUGAGAGCUGUCCAAAUCUCAAACUCCUUGUCGUGGAUCUGCAGAAGGUGAGAGGUAGAGUGGAAAAUGAAGAAAUAAGUUUAUCAUCAUCAUCAGUGCCAAAGUGUUUGCAAUCAAGCCUUGAGGAUGUUGCGAUUAUAAGACCCAACUAUGGAAAUGGAGCAGAGAUGAAACUAUCAAAGUAUUUCCUGGAGAAUUCGCUAGUCCUCAAGAGGUUUACACUAGAUAUGGAUUGUGAUAACGAGGAACAAGAGAAUAUCAUCUUUGAGCAAUUCGAGACAGUCCAGAGACGUUCUAGUGCCUGUGAAGCCAGCCUUGUUGUACGUGAUAUGAUGUAUCCGUUGUCGGAAUUGAUGUUGUGAAUUUUCACUUUAGUUCGGUUCAGUUUGGAAAACUCUGCUUAUGGAAUUUGGUUUGUAAUUCGGAUCUGUCUUUUUUUUUCUUUCAAUUUGGAAAACUUUGGUUUGUAAUUUGGAUGAUGUUUGA
This is a messenger RNA of Arabidopsis lyrata subsp. lyrata, 2921 nucleotides long. Its product is annotated as F-box/FBD/LRR-repeat protein At5g22660. The transcript is spliced from 7 exons. Lineage: Eukaryota; Viridiplantae; Streptophyta; Magnoliopsida; Brassicales; Brassicaceae. The coding region runs from base 1412 to 2797 and encodes 461 amino acids. Gene Ontology annotation, molecular function: protein binding. The record is from RefSeq and is a predicted model, not a curated record.